Nerophis ophidion (straightnose pipefish) is the source of this 8673-nucleotide messenger RNA. RefSeq names its product WD repeat-containing protein 26-like. Gene Ontology annotation, molecular function: protein binding. The coding region runs from base 358 to 2109 and encodes 583 amino acids. Lineage: Eukaryota; Metazoa; Chordata; Actinopteri; Syngnathiformes; Syngnathidae. Gene Ontology annotation, biological process: proteasome-mediated ubiquitin-dependent protein catabolic process. The transcript has 14 exons. The record is from RefSeq and is a predicted model, not a curated record. Gene Ontology annotation, cellular component: GID complex.
CAGACAUGUCCGCUGACGUCACUGCGUAAGUCGCGAGCAGGACUGCGGCUGCUCGACAUCAACAAUAACAAUAACAACAACAAGAUUCCAGGCGCGACAUGACAGCGACAGUAAACAACAUGUUGUUGUUUACAUAACUCCACAUUUUGGCUUUCUGCUCCUCCGAGUGCAAUUUUGCCCCUUUUUUUUAUCGUGGCAGACACCCCGCCAGUCGAGCAUCAGACGCGGCCGUGAGGUGACACGACAGCCCGGUGCGGCAUCUGGCUCAGUAGGCCUCGCCGGUUGUUGUUGUUGGUGUUGGUGUUAUUGUUUGUUUGUUGUUUUUCGUCUUCUUCUUGUUCUCGGUGCGAGGCUAACAUGCAAGCUAACGGGGACGAGCCGUGCAGGAACGGAACCCAGAACGGAGAACCCGCAGCGGCGCGUGCCAACGGACUGUCGGUCAGCGACAACAACAACAACAACAAGAAAACAUCAACAACACCCGCAGACAGCAAAUGUUUUGUCAAGAAGAAGAAGAAGUGCUUGUCUCAGUGCGAAGAUGACGUCAUUAGACUCAUCGGACAACAUUUACACGAUUUAGGGCUCAAUCAGACGGUUGACCUGCUGAUGCAAGAGUCCGGCUGCAGGCUGGAACAUCCCUCCGCCACCAGGUUUCGCAACCAUGUGAUUGAAGGAGAAUGGGACAAGGCUGAGAGUGACCUCAACGAGCUCAAGGCACUGAUGCAUUCUCCUACUGCUAUUGUCCGCAUGAAGUUCCUGCUGCUGCAGCAGAAGUACUUGGAGUUCUUGGAAGAUGGCAAAGUCCUGGAGGCUCUGCAGGUCCUCAGGGCCGAACUCACUCCUCUCAAGUUCAACACAGAGCGCAUUCACGUGCUGAGCGGGUACUUGAUGUGCAGCCAUGCGGACGACCUGCGGGCCAAGUCCGACUGGGAGGGCAAAGGCCCCGCCUCCCGGAGCAAGCUGCUGGACAAACUCCAGACUUACCUGCCUCCGUCAGUCAUGCUGCCUCCACGCCGACUGCAGACUCUGCUCCAGCAGGCGGUUGAGCUGCAGAGGGAGCGCUGCUUGUACCACAACACCCAGCUGGACCUUGGACUGGACUCUGUGUCCCUGCUGCUGGACCACGGAUGCAGCCGGAAACAGUUCCCGUGCUACACUCAGCAAAUACUCACCGAACACUGCAACGAAGUCUGGUUCUGCAAGUUCUCCAACAACGGCACAAAACUGGCCACCGGUUCCAAAGACACAACUGUCAUUAUUUGGCACGUUGACCCGGAAAGCCGGCAGCUGAAGUUGAUGAAAACUCUGGAGGGUCACGCUUACGGCGUCUCCUACUUGGCGUGGAGCCCCGAUGAUUCCUACCUGCUGGCCUGUGGUCCGGACGACUGCUCGGAGCUGUGGCUGUGGAAUGUUCAGACGGGGGAGUUACGCACCAAGAUGAGUCAGUCGCACGAAGACAGUCUCACCAGUGUGGCGUGGAAUCCAGAUGGCAAGCGCUUCAUCACGGGUGGGCAGAGAGGCCAGUUCUACCAGUGUGACUUGGACGGGAACCUGCUGGACUCCUGGGAAGGCGUGCGGGUGCAGUGCUUGUGGUGUUUGAGCGACGAGCGCAGCGUCCUGGCGUCCGACACGCACCAGCGCAUCCGUGGAUACAACUUUGAAGACCUGACCGACAGGAACAUAGUCCAGGAAGAUCAUCCCAUCAUGUCCUUCACCGUCUCCAAGGAUGGACGACUUGCUCUGCUUAAUGUGGCCACUCAGGGGGUGCACCUGUGGGACCUGCAGGACCGGGUGCUGGUGAGGAAGUACCAGGGAGUGACCCAAGGCUUUUACACCAUCCAUUCCUGCUUCGGGGGCCACAACGAAGACUUCAUCGCCAGCGGCAGUGAAGACCACAAGGUCUACAUCUGGCACCGCCGCAGCGAGCUGCCCGUCGCCCAGCUCAGCGGCCACAGUCGCACGGUCAACUGCGUGACCUGGAACCCCGUCCUGCCGGGACUGCUGGCCAGCGCCUCCGACGACGGCACCGUCAGAGUCUGGGGCCCCGGCCCUUUUCUGGAGGUCCAGGAGGCAGAGGGACUCAAUGAUUGUUGCGUCAUGGACAGCUGAUCAUUGUCGUCAUGUUUGUUUACGUUGCCGUGGCGAUGACCAGACUGUUGAAACUGCAACGGCAGAAGCCCUGCUGAUUGGACGGCCGCUCCCUGGAGGCGGGACCGGCACCUUCAGGACGUCUCAGCGAUGCCGACCUGACCUGGAUCGCAUUCGUGGCGCUCACACUCUGACGUCCGCCUCCUGAUGGGAUCGUCACGUAGGACCACCUAUUUAUUACCACACACACUUUAUUCAGCGUGUGUGCGUGCGUGUGUGUGUGUGUGCGUGUGUGUGUGUGUGAAAAACAUCCUGUGUUUAACAGAAGAGACUCCAUGUUUUCACUUUCUAGUAUUUCUAACGCAGGAUUGCACAAAAUGGCGUGUUUGAUGGUGUCAUUGCACGUUUUUCUCUCCUGGUGUGGGUUCCUACCCUCCUCCUUGUAGGCUUCACCUGCUUAUCACGUGUAUCUAUUUAUACACAUUUGCACAUAUAUACAUACAUACCUAUAUACAUCUAUCUAUAUAUAUAUAUAUGUAUAUAUAUAUACAUAUAUAUAUAUAUAUAUAUAUAUAUACACACACAUAUAUAUACAUAUGUACAUAUAUAUAGAUAUGUAUGUGUGUGUGUAUAUAUAUAUAUAUAUAUAUAUAUAUGUAUAUAUAUAUAUUCAUAUUCACGCACACAUACAUAUGUAUGUAUGUGUAUAUGUAUAUAAAUAUAUAUAUACACACAUAUAUAUAUAUAUACAUAAGUAUAUACAUAUAAAAAAUAAUAUGAAAAAUAUAUACACACAUAUAUAUGUAUGUAUGUGUGUGUAUUCAUACACACACACACAAAAAAAAAAUAUAUAUAUACACUUCUCAAAACAUGGGAAGGUGUGUGUAAAGAAGAAUUAUAGCAACAAGUGGUGGUGAAUGAUAUUCACGGAAUCAAAGAAAGAAAUCAUCAGGACGACAAGGGAGUGUAGCACUGCUAGUCCGCACCACUGAAGAAGAAUGGAUGUUACAACAAUAUCUGAACAUGUAUCCAUGAAAAUAUGGAUAAGCUACUGGAAGGAGAGAGAGUACAAGUUGACUCUCCAAAGUAAAUACUGUACAUAAUGUCAUCCAAUUGUUUGUACUAAGUUCUAUUGUCUUCUUUUUGAUACACUAUUUAUUGUCUGGGAGUGCUCUUCCUGAUAGGCGUCUUACCUUUUGUAACGAGGGGGCGGGCACAGGUGAGCUCAUUUGGCUUUUUCAGCUCCCGCCUGCGUCACGGCGCCGAGAAGACUGCUCUCACAGGUGUGCGCUGUUUAAUUGCGUCACAGGUGUGUACUGUUCAAUUGCGUCACAGGUGUGCGCUAUUCAAUUGCGUCACAGGUGUGCGCUGUUCAAUUGCAUCACAGGUGUGCGCUGUUCAAUUGCGUCACAGGUGUGCGCUGUUCAAUUGCGUUACAGGUGUGCGCUGUUCAAUUGCGUCACAGGUGUGCACUGUUUAAUUGCGUCACAGGUGUGCACUGUUUAAUUGUGUCACAUGUGUGCGCUAUUCAAUUGCGUCACAGGUGUGUUCAAUUGCGUCACAGGUGUGCGCUGUUCAAUUGGGUCACAGGUGUGUAUUGUUCAAUUGUGUCACAAUUGUGCACUGUUUAAUUGUGUCACAGGUGUGCGCUGUUCAAUUGUGUCACAUGUGUGCUGUUCAAUUGUGUCACAUGUGUGUGCUGUUCAAUUGUGUCACAGGUUUGCACUGUUCAAUUGUGUCACAGGUGUGCGCUGUUCAAUUGCGUCACAGGUGUGUUCAAUUGUGUCACAGGUGUGUUCAAUUGCGUCACAGGUGUGCACUGUUGAAUUGUGUCACAUGUGUGCACUGUUGAAUUGUGUCACAUGUGUGCGCUGUUCCAUUGUGUCACAGGUGUGCACUGUUCAAUUGCGUCACAGGUGUGCGCUGUUCAAUUGCGUCAGAAGUGUGCGCUGUUCAAUUGUGUCACAAGUGUGCGCUGUUCAAUUGUGUCACAAGUGUGCGCUGUUCAAUUGUGUCACAGGUGUGCUGUUGAAUUGCGUCACAAGUGUGCGCUGUUCAAUUGUGUCACAAGUGUGCGGUGUUCAAUUGUGUCACAUGUGUGCUGUUCAAUUGUGUCACAUGUGUGUGCUGUUCAAUUGUGUCACAGGUGUGCACUGUUCAAUUGCGUCACAGGUGUGCGCUGUUCAAUUGCGUCACAGGUGUGCACUGUUCAAUUGUGUCACAGGUGUGUUCAAUUGCGUCACAGGUGUGCACUGUUGAAUUGUGUCACAUGUGUGCGCUGUUCCAUUGUGUCACAGGUGUGCACUGUUCAAUUGCGUCACAGGUGUGCACUGUUCAAUUGCGUCACAGGUGUGCUGUUCAAUUGCGUCACAAGUGUGCGCUGUUCAAUUGUGUCACAAGUGUGCGCUGUUCAAUUGUGUCACAGGUGUGCUGUUCAAUUGCGUCACAAGUGUGCGCUGUUCAAUUGUGUCACAUGUGUGCUGUUCAAUUGUGUCACAUGUGUGUGCUGUUCAAUUGUGUCAUAGGUGUGCACUGUUCAAUUGCGUCACAGGUGUGCGCUGUUCAAUUGCGUCACAGGUGUGCACUGUUCAAUUGUGUCACAGGUGUGUUCAAUUGCGUCACAGGUGUGCACUGUUGAAUUGUGUCACAUGUGUGCGCUGUUCCAUUGCGUCACAGGUGUGCACUGUUCAAUUGCGUCACAGGUGUGCUGUUCAAUUGCGUCACAAGUGUGCGCUGUUCAAUUGUGUCACAAGUGUGCGCUGUUCAAUUGUGUCACAAGUGUGCGCUGUUCAAUUGUGUCACAAGUGUGCGCUGUUCAAUUGUGUCACAGGUGUGCUGUUGAAUUGCGUCACAAGUGUGCGCUGUUCAAUUGUGUCACAAGUGUGCGGUGUUCAAUUGUGUCACAUGUGUGCUGUUCAAUUGUGUCACAUGUGUGUGCUGUUCAAUUGUGUCACAGGUGUGCACUGUUCAAUUGCGUCACAGGUGUGCGCUGUUCAAUUGCGUCACAGGUGUGCACUGUUCAAUUGUGUCACAGGUGUGUUCAAUUGCGUCACAGGUGUGCACUGUUGAAUUGUGUCACAUGUGUGCGCUGUUCCAUUGUGUCACAGGUGUGCACUGUUCAAUUGCGUCACAGGUGUGCACUGUUCAAUUGCGUCACAGGUGUGCUGUUCAAUUGCGUCACAAGUGUGCGCUGUUCAAUUGUGUCACAAGUGUGCGCUGUUCAAUUGUGUCACAGGUGUGCUGUUCAAUUGCGUCACAAGUGUGCGCUGUUCAAUUGUGUCACAUGUGUGCUGUUCAAUUGUGUCACAUGUGUGUGCUGUUCAAUUGUGUCAUAGGUGUGCACUGUUCAAUUGCGUCACAGGUGUGCGCUGUUCAAUUGCGUCACAGGUGUGCACUGUUCAAUUGUGUCACAGGUGUGUUCAAUUGCGUCACAGGUGUGCACUGUUGAAUUGUGUCACAUGUGUGCGCUGUUCCAUUGCGUCACAGGUGUGCACUGUUCAAUUGCGUCACAAGUGUGCGCUGUUCAAUUGUGUCACAAGUGUGCGCUGUUCAAUUGUGUCACAGGUGUGCUGUUCAAUUGCGUCACAAGUGUGCGCUGUUCAAUUGUGUCACAGGUGUGCUGUUCAAUUGCGUCACAGGUGUGCGCUGUUCAAUUGCGUCACAGGUGUGUUCAAUUGUGUCACAGGUGUGCACUGUUUAAUUGUGUCACAGGUGUGUUCCAUUGCGUCACAGGUGUGCACUGUUGAAUUGUGUCACGUGUGCGCUGUUCAAUUGUGUCACAGGUGUGCACUGUUCAAUUGCGUCACAGGUGUGCACUGUUCAAUUGUGUCACAGGUGUGCACUGUUCAAUUGCGUCACAGGUGUGCACUGUUCAAUUGCGUCACAGGUGUGCACUGUUCAAUUGCGUCACAGGUGUGCACUGUUCAAUUGCGUCACAGGUGUGCACUGUUCAAUUGUGUCACAGGUGUGCGCUGUUCAAUUGUGUCACAGGUGUGCACUUUUCAAUUGCGUCACAGGUGCGAACUGUUCAAUUGCGUCACAGGUGUGUACAAUUGUGUCACUUUAGUAUUUCCGGCAGUGCAAUGGCAGCUUUACGAAUGUGUGUUUGUGUGUGUGUUUUGAUUAGUCCAGAGCGGGUGUUGCUGACACAACAGGUGUGGUGGUGCGCCUGUAGUUACCUGCGUGUGAAGAAGAAAAGAUGUUCGUCUGCAUUUGUGAAAGAUGAUAAAAGUAGUUUCCUUCCCAACAGCCACUAGACAUGGAAAGAAGGUGAUGGUGGGUGAGUCCCGGCGUUCAGCAGCUGAACACAACAUUUAGUCAAAGUCAGGUGGAUUGUUCAUGUGGUCAUUUCCCAACCGACCAGGUGGAUCCAAGGUCAAACUUCAAGGUUGUCUCAAUGUACUAAUACAACCUUCUUUUAAGGUCACUUGUAGAGGACAUGUGGUGAAAUUACCCUCUGCACUUGACCCAUCACCCCCUGGGAGGUGAGGGGAGCAGUGAGCAGCAGCGCCCGCUAAUCAUUUUUUGGCGAUUUAACCCCCAAUUCCAAGCCUUGAUGCUGAGUGCCAAGCAGGGAGGUAACGGCUCCCAUUUUUAUAGUCUUUGGUAUGACUCGGCCGGGGUUUGAACUCACGACCUUCCAGUCUCAGGGCGGACACCCUAACCACUAGGCCACUGAGCAGAAUGUACAUAUGACCGACAUCGCCCCACAAAAUAAUCUCUCUUUUUGAAGACAUCACACUAGAGCAGUGGUCCCGGCUCGAUUGGUACACCUGAAUAAACCCCGCAGAAGAAUUAAAAAACUUUUUAAAAAAAUGUUAAAUCAACAGAAAAAACACAAGAUACACUUACAAUUACUGCACCAACCCAAAAAAACUCUCUUUUUCAUGAUCCCCCCAAAAAGAGGGACAAAUCAUCACCUCCAAUGGGCUCACCACUCAUUGGAGGGGCCAUAGAGGUCGGGUGCAUUGUGAGCUGGGCGGCAGCCGAAGGCAGGGCACUUGGCGGUCCGAUCCUCGGCUACAUAAGCUAGCUCUUGGGACGUGGAACAUCACCUCACUGGGGGUGAAGGACCCUGAGCUAGUGCGCGAAGUGGAGAAGUUCCGGCUGGAUAUAGUCGGACUCACUUCGACACACAGCAAGGGCUCUGGAACCAGUUCUCUCGAGAGGGACUGGACUCCCUUCUACUCUGGCGUUGCCGGCAGUGAGAGGCGACGGGCUGGGGUGACAAUUCUCGUUGCCCCCCCGGCUCAAAGCCUGCACGUUGGAGUUCAACCCGGUGGACGAGAGGGUAGCUUCCCUCCGCCCUCGGGUGGGGGGACGGGUCCUGACCGUUGUUUGUGCUUACACACCAAACAGCAGUUCAGAGUACCCACCCUUUUUGGGUACAUUGUGAUAAAAGUCAGACUUUUUAUGACAAAUGUCACCGUUUUGCAUUAAAAAGUAAUCAUUUCACAUAAAGUCUUCAUUUUACAGGAAAAUAUGACAAUGUUACAUAAACAGAAAGAAUAUGAGAAAUUGUUCCCAAUUUUAUAAGAAAAAAGUCGCCACAUUGUGAGAAAAAGACUGCUAUUAGUACAUUGUAUUUAUUUAUUUAUUGUUUUUUAAUCAUUAUUUACUUCAAUUUAUUACAGUAUGUUUCUAUAUACAUUUUUCUUUUAUAAUUAAUUGUGGCCAAAGGGGGCGCAUUUCAAUUCCUUACACACACUUGUUAUUUCAUAUGUUGACCAGAGGGAGAGCACUUGGAAUUUUGACACACACUUGUCAUUUCAUAUGUUGACCAGAGGGGGAGCACUUCAAAUGUUGACACACACUUGUUAUUUCAUAUGUUGACCAGAGGGGGAGCACUUCAAAUGUUGACCAGAGGGGGAGCACUUCAAAUGUUGACACACACUUGUUAUUUCAUAUGUUGACCAGAGGGGGAGCACUUCCAAUGUUGACACACACUUGUUAUUUCAUAUGUUGACCAGAGGGGGAGCACUUGGAAUUUUGACACACACUUGUUUUUUCAUAUGUUGACCAGAGGGGCAGCACUUCAAAUGUUGACACACACUUGUUAUUUCAUAUGUUGACCAGAGGGGGACCACUUCAAAUGUUGACACACACUUGUUAUAUCAUAUGUUGACCAGAGGGGGAGCACUUCCAAUGUUGAAACACUCUUAUUUCAUAUGUUGACCAUAGAGGGAGCACUUCAAACGUUGAUACACUUGUUAUUUAAUAUGUUGACCAGAGGGGGAGCACUUGGAAUUUCGACAGACACUUGUUAUUUCAUAUGUUGACCAGAGGGUUAGCAAUUCAAAUGUUGACACACACUUGUUAUUUCAUAUGUUGACCAGAGGGGGAGCACUUGGAAUUUUGACACACUUGUUAUUUCAAAUGUUGACCAGAGGGGGAGCACUUCAGAUGUUAACACACACUUGCUACCCUCUGGUCUUCUUUCCGUACUUGCAACUUGCCAGAAGCCGAAGCGGGACGUUCGUCAUGCUAGCAGAUGCCAUGUGACCUUGGCCGUGUUGUUACAGAAGUGAUUGUGCUGUUCUGUAUCGUCCUGUAAUCAUAUUUGAAAUAAAGAUUCAGGCUUUGAAA